Messenger RNA from Closterium sp. Naga37s-1, 2175 nucleotides. NCBI's taxonomy places the organism in Eukaryota, Viridiplantae, Streptophyta, Zygnematophyceae, Desmidiales, Closteriaceae. The record is from the annotation of a GenBank genome assembly.
AUGCAAUCACUGGUGGGUGCUCGGGUGAGUGAGUUGAUGGUGGCGCUCGUGCUGGCAGGCCGUUGCUUCCCCUUGGCCCUGCUGCUGCCACCACCCUCCCUCCGCCACACCCCUGAAGCCCCUCACUCAUCCUGCCCCAAGUUGCCCUUCCUCUUCCCAUGCACCCCACCCUGCCCUGCCUCUUUCAUUCCACACGUUUCCACCCCGCAGGCCCUACUUCCUGCACGUAUCCCUCUGUUCCUUCUAAAUCUCUGCCCGUUGCAUGAGUGCUCUCAACAGCCUGCUCGGACCCUACACUUCUCUCCCCCCACCUGCUGCCCACCCCCACCCCGCCAGGUGGUGCAGGCUCUGCUGCACGAGGGCCGCCCCAUGGAAGCUGAGCGCCUCGUCGAAACCGCUCUUUCGCGGAACCUUCCCAAGCCCAUGCGGAAGCAGCUGCAGUCAGCCAUUGCUGGUGAGCGCCCGGUCCCUCCCUUGGCCAUCUCCUCUGUCCCUCCCUUGGCCAUCUCCUCUGUCCCUCCCUUGGCCAUCUCCUCUGUCCCUCCCUUGGCCAUCUCCUCUGUCCCUCCCUUGGCCAUCUCCUCUGUCCCUCCCUUGGCCAUCUCCUCUGUCCCUCCCUUGGCCAUCUCCUCUGUCCCUCCCUUGGCCAUCUCCUCUGUCCCUCCCUUGGCCAUCUCCUCUGUCCCUCCCUUGGCCAUCUCCUCUGUCCCUCCCUUGGCCAUCUCCUAUGUCCCUCCCUUGGCCAUCUCCUCUGCUGCUCCAUGCUGCUGUUUCCCUCUCCCUCCCAUGCCCUCACCUCCCGUCCUCCCUGCGGCCAUGCCACUGUGCUUGCAUCUCAUGGGCGUGCAGAGGAGGCGAGUGGCAUGCUGCAGUUCGAGGGGCACGGAGAGCAACGACCGGCGGGCCAAGUUCCUGCAGCAGAUGCGCAUGCGGCACCCGGUGUGCGUGGCGGCCAUGCUGGUGUCGGGCCACCACCAUGCGCUGCGCGGCCACAUGCAGGGCGCCUGCCGCGAGUACCUGCGCGCCCACCGCCUGCACCCCCACGACCCCCUCAUCUGCCUCUGCUGCGCUCAUGUGUGUUUCACUACCGCAACUUUCUACAAUCCUACCCUCACCCCUCUCAUCCCCCUCACCCCUCUCAUCCCCCUCACCCCUCUCAUCCCCCUCAUCCCUCUCAACCCCCUCACCCGUCUCAUCCCCCUCAUCCCUCUCAUCCCCCUUUCCCUCCCACACCGCACACCCUCGCUGCCACCAGGAGUGGCGCUGCUGAAUCUCUCCCUGGGCUCGCGCCUGCGUGACCGCAGCCAGUGUGUGCUGCAGGGCAUGGCGCUGCUGCAGCAGUACGCCCAGCUAUCAGGCGACACUCAGGAGGUGCAUUUCAACCUGGGUCGUGCGUUCCACCAUGUGGGUCUGCUGCACCUCGCUGUCGACCACUACAAGCGCGUUCUCUCCUCCGCCACUCCACAUCGGCACCAUGCCACGGCCGAGCAGCUGGGAUUGAGAAGCCGCAGAAGCAGGGAGGUUAGAGAUCAGGAAGGGCAGGAAUAUGACGCAGGGUUGAAACGAGAAGCAGCCCAUAACUUGGGCAUGGGCAUACUAGCAGCGGCGCUAUUCACCAUGGCCAUCGGGGCUCUCUUCAACGCAGCCUUCCCCUCGCCCCCCUUCGACGAAGGCGCUAUUGCCUUCGUGCCGCCCCAAGCCGACUACGCGUGGCGAGUGGUGCUGGCAGCGGGGGCGGUGCCGGCAAAGCUCACCUUCUAUUUUCGAAUGACCAUGCUGGAGACCCCGAGGUUUACCACGCUCGUGCAGAGGAAUGCCAAGCAGGCUGCACGGGACAUGGGGCAGGUGUUUCACUCGGCCUUCGAGGAAGCAGAAGUGGAAAUCGAGCUAGCAACAGCCCCUGUGCGAACAUACAGCCUGCUGUCGCGCGAGUUCCUGCACCACCACGGCGUGCACCUGCUGGCCACGGCAGCCUGCUGGUUCUUGGUUGACACGGCCUACUACUCGCAAAACCUCUUGAAUCGGGACCUCUUCACCGCCAUUGGAUGGGUCGCGCCGCCCUACAGCAUGAACGCUCUCACUGAGAUGUACGAGCUCUCGAAAGCUACGGUGAGUGGCAUGUGGGGGGAACGGGGGGAAAGGGGGGAAAGGGAGGCUGUUCAGGUGACAGCAUGA